UUAGUUUCUUAAUUUUAUGUUGUGUAAGUUGUUAUAUAAAGAGAGAACCAACUUUCUUCUUUCUUUGCUGAUUUUUCAAUAAAUACCCAAUGGGGAGACCACCUUGCUGUGACAAAGUGGGGUUGAAGAAAGGACCAUGGACACCUGAAGAAGAUCAGAAGCUCUUAGCUUGCAUUGAAGAACUUGGUCAUGGAAGCUGGAGUGCCUUGCCCACGAAAGCCGGUCUUCAAAGAUGUGGAAAGAGCUGCAGGCUUAGAUGGACCAAUUAUCUAAGACCUGAUAUUAAGAGAGGAAAUUUUAGUUUGCAAGAAGAAGAAACUAUUAUUCAACUCCAUGCCCUUUUAGGGAAUAGGUGGUCUGCUAUAGCCACUCACUUGCCAAAGAGAACAGAUAAUGAAAUAAAAAACUACUGGAACACUCAUCUUAAGAAAAGGUUAGCUAAAAUGGGGAUUGAUCCAAUCACUCACAAGCCAAAAACUGAUGCUUUACUCUCCAUUGAUGGUCAAUCCAAGAAAGCAGCAAACCUUAGCCAUAUGGCUCAGUGGGAAUGUGCUAGGCUUGAAGCUGAAGCUAGAUUGGUUAGCGAAUCAAAGAUGCGUUCACAUUCACUUCAACAUCAGCUCAACCCUCCAGGUUUUGCUCCUUCAGGUUCAGCUUCGGCUGCUCAGCUUGUGAAUAAGACAGCUUGGAAUAGUACUACAGGUAUUGGUGGUGUUUUAAACACUGGACUUGAUGCUGCUGGUGACCUUGAGUCUCAUACAUCCAGUCUUACAUUCUCAGAGAAUGCACCGCCGAUCAUGAGUACAGGGCUUGGAGUGAGUUCAAUGCCAAUGGUUGAGUUUGUUGGCACUACUUCAGGUUCAGCCGAGACUGGAAUCAUCAAAGAAGAAGGUGAACAAGAUUGGAAAGGCCUUGGAAGUUCAACUAAUUUGCCUGAUUACAAAGAGGGUAUGGAGAUUAAUUCUUUAUCAUUCACUUCUAGCCUUCAUGAUAUGACAAUUUCCAUGGAAGGAGGAUGGACUCCAGAGUCUUUAAGGCCAAAUAGCAGUCAAGUUAAUGUUGGAAAUAUAAAUGAUUCUAUCGAUCGGAGUUUAUCAGAUAAUGGCAAAGAAUCUGAUGAAAACAGUGGAGGCGGUGGUGAUGGCAGUGAUUACGAUGAAGAUAACAAGAAUUACUGGAACAGCAUUCUUAAUUUGGUAAAUUCUUCUCCAUCAGAUUCACCAAUGUUCUAAACAA
Messenger RNA from Durio zibethinus, 1236 nucleotides. Its product is annotated as transcription factor MYB16-like. The record is from RefSeq and is a predicted model, not a curated record. Lineage: Eukaryota; Viridiplantae; Streptophyta; Magnoliopsida; Malvales; Malvaceae.